UGAACUUGCUUUGUUAUGUGCAAUAUUUUUGGAAAAUUAUAAGCAUAAGGGUGGAGAUCCAAUCUUUACCCAGAUUUUCUAUUGCAUCGCCAGUCAUCCAAACGACAGAUUCAGUGUAAAGAUUUUUUAAUUCGAACGCGGUAAAUGCCACCGCCAUUCCUCCGAAGACCUAAAGCAUACGUUUAGCAUAAACCCAUUUCUUCCAAAGUUUUGUCUGCUGCCACCGUUUCAAUUUCGCGACGCUCAGUUACAGGGGAUCUGAUGAGCAGAUUGCAGCUCUGUGUAAUUUAUAGACGUCUUGAUAAAAACUGAGGUCUUUGCGUGUGCUUCCCCUUGGAUUAGAUUGCAUUACUUAGAAAUGGAGGGAUCUGAAGAUACCCAUUUGCAUGUUCUUGAGUUAGAAUCAUCUAACCAUGGUAACAAUGUCAGCAAUCACCAAUUUCAUGCCACAAGUGCUUUAGAGAUCUUGAGAGAAUCUGUUAGGAUUCUCCGGUAUAAUUGUUCGGCUUUUAUGCUUAUUGCUGCGAUGUUAAUUUGCCCAGUAUCAGUGCUUAUUUUAUCAAAAGUGUUAGUUGAUCCAAGCAUUGUGAAGAAACUUGCUGUUAGGCUCUUGUUGGUUGCAAAGGCUAGUGGUGUUCAAGUAAGGCCUUUUAUCAAACAGUUGAUUCAUAAAAUCUCUGAAAUGGUUGUGUCCUCCACAAUGUGCAGUCCUAUGUUUAUUACACUGGCCUUGUUGUCCAAAGUUGGUGUUGCUUAUUCUGUAGAUUGUACUUAUUCAAAGAAAGAGGUUGACUUUUGUAAGUUUUUUGGUGUAAUUUGCAAAAUUUGGAGGCGGCCUGUGAAAACAUAUUUGUGGGUGUGUAUGGUGAUUUUUGGUUGUCUCACAACAUUCUUUGUGCUUCUUGUUGCUGUGUGUAGUUCACUUUCUGUCGUUGGGUUUACAUCUGAUUUAAUUGGGUGUGUGGCUCUAAUUGUGGGGUUGGUGUUUUCAGUAGUUUUUGCAAUUGCUAUUAUCAUCUGUAAUACUGGAAUUGUUGUCUCUGUGUUGGAGAAUGUGUCAGGGGCACAGGCAUUGCUAAAGUCAGGGUAUUUGAUUAAGGGCCAAACUCAGGUGGGUCUAGUGAUAUUUUUAGGAUCAACAAUUGGGAUGGCAUUUAUUGAGUGGUUAUUUGAGCAUAGGGUCAUCACUUUGAGCUAUGGAGAUGGAUCUUCGAGGUUAUGGGAAGGGCCUCUUUUGGUGAUAAUGUAUUCAUUUGUGGUGCUUAUCGAUUCCAUGAUGAAUGCAAUUUUCUACUUCAGUUGCAAAUUUUAUAGUACAGAAGCCUCUAUUGCUGAAUGUCAGUCAAUUUUAAAUAUUGAAGCCAUUUCAGAUGGACCAACUGGUAACAAAUAUUGACAUCUUGCAGUUUGGCUUGUUGUCCAUGGAACUUUCUUCUCAGCUAAAAUAUGGAGAUGGGAAAUUUGAUGAAGAAAUGCUGACUUCUUGGUUGGUCAUGAUUCAUUUUGAUGAGGAGUUGUGUCUAAUACAUUGGUAGAGCUCAGAAUACAAGAUUUUGUGGCAGGUGAUAUGCUUGUUACUUUCAACUCCAUUGUAGAUACCUCGUUUAAUGGCUCAAGUUGGUUUUUCAUCUGUCUGCAAGUGGACAAUAAGAAAAGGCAUAUGGAGUUGAAUGUUGAAUAAUUCCAAAAUUAAGGGAAAAUGCAGGAUUUCUCGAUGGAAAAUUUCUGGAAAUUUUUGUUUGUUUUUCUAGUGGUUGGUCAUUGUAGUUUCUAUUAGCUUCCUGUGAAAGAUUCAUACCCCGGUACUAGUUUCAGAUUAAUAGAGUUAUUUCCAUUUGUUACAACUUUAUUUGUUAGCUUGCUAUUGUUUAAUGAAAUAAAAACGUAGUAAAAAUUUUAGCA
Molecule: messenger RNA, 1902 nt
Organism: Mangifera indica (mango)
Lineage: Eukaryota; Viridiplantae; Streptophyta; Magnoliopsida; Sapindales; Anacardiaceae
Exons: 3
Coding region: 359-1396 (345 amino acids)
Source: RefSeq, a predicted model, not a curated record